This is a messenger RNA of Glossina fuscipes, 1006 nucleotides long. It is a transcript of the gene Vps37B, whose product is annotated as vacuolar protein sorting-associated protein 37B. The transcript has a single exon. The coding region runs from base 112 to 771 and encodes 219 amino acids. Gene Ontology annotation, cellular component: ESCRT I complex. Gene Ontology annotation, biological process: protein targeting to vacuole; protein targeting to membrane; ubiquitin-dependent protein catabolic process via the multivesicular body sorting pathway. The record is from RefSeq and is a predicted model, not a curated record. Lineage: Eukaryota; Metazoa; Arthropoda; Insecta; Diptera; Glossinidae.
UGGCAAUCUUUACUUUAAAGAAAGAAAAUUAUUUCAUUAUUUCACUUAACGCAGUUUAAGUUUAGUCAUAUAUUUAUUUAUUUUGCGUGACUGAAUCUAUAAACAAAAAAAAUGUAUCAAGAAUAUUUAAAUCAAUUACAUGUCUCAAUAUUCCCUCUUACCACAGAAGAACUUCGAUUACUACUUAACGAUGAUGAAAAACUUGAAGAAAAAGUGGACGAGGUUUUAGAAAACUUAAAGGCGCAAAAGGAUGGUUUAUUUGAAGAAAAUCGAGAAAAAGCUGAACGAAAUAUUGAAAAGGAACCAGAAAUCAUUGAAUUAAAGGGUAAAUUAGCAGAACUUACUGAAAGGGGUAAACUAUGUUGUGAAGCUGUGCAAGAGAAAUUAGCCGCAAUUAAAGAUAAAUCAGGUAACAUUAGUCAGGAGACUGCCUUAGCCUUACUGCAAACUGCUGCCGCCGAAAGUGAAGAGGCUUCGGAGAAUUUAGUUAAAAAAUUCACUGACAAUGAAUUGACUGUCGACAGUUUUUUGGAAGAGUUCUUAAAUGCACGAAAAAUCAUGCAUUUACGUAAACUGAAAGCCGAGAAAAUGCAAGAACUUAUGAGGCGUCAAGCAUUGGGUACUUCAAAUCCGACAUCACGCGGUGUAGGUUAUGGUAAUGUACCCGCCUCCAACUUUUAUUUACCGCCCCAUCCACCUACGCAGUUCGGCGGAGGAACCCCUUAUCCUCUAGGUCCAAUGAUGCCAAUGCCGCCACCUCGACCAUAUUAAUCGUUAUGCAAUUUAAGCCAAUAAAUAGUUGUUGAAAGAUUUAAACAAAACUUAAUAUAAUUGGAUUUAAAGAAAAAAAUCCUUAAAAAAAGUUCACAAUUGCAAUUGACACUUUUUUUUUUUAUUGAAUUCAUUUCAUCCUUUUGUAAAAUAAGUUUAUGUAAGCGUUCAUGUAAACAUUCAUUCGACCACUUUAAUAAAGUUGUUUCUCUUAUUAAUUAAUUAAUUCAAAAAA